Messenger RNA from Stereum hirsutum FP-91666 SS1, 1903 nucleotides. RefSeq names its product WD40 repeat-like protein. Gene Ontology annotation, molecular function: protein binding. Lineage: Eukaryota; Fungi; Basidiomycota; Agaricomycetes; Russulales; Stereaceae. Bases 270 to 1640 code for a protein of 456 amino acids. Gene Ontology annotation, cellular component: nucleolus; small-subunit processome. The record is from RefSeq and is a predicted model, not a curated record. Gene Ontology annotation, biological process: maturation of SSU-rRNA from tricistronic rRNA transcript (SSU-rRNA, 5.8S rRNA, LSU-rRNA). The transcript is spliced from 9 exons.
UACCUUCUUGCUACAUCUUUUUGUCUGAUGAACGGUUGAACUCACCAGCAAUGGAAGUGUGGCCCAGAAAGUGCCACUGACUUGGUCUCUCAUCAGCAGCACCACGUCAGACAGCGAUCUUCUUCGUGCCACACCUUCGACCAGAUCUCACCUUCGAGCGUACGUCUCUGACCAUACUUUUCUUUUCCUCUAAACGGCUGCUUUGCAACAUCUCCGCCUCUACGUUACACAAAAUUGUUACGGUUUGACGUUUUGCAGGCCCAUCCGCCAUGGUUAAAAUUUCCGUCCUCCAGCAUAACCCCUCAUCGCAUCUCCCAGCUCGCCCAGGAGAUCCAACACCAACUCAACGUAAUCUCGAUCCACUUAUGCACCCUUUCUCUCGAGCAAGAGAACGCACUCGCGCUUUGAACGCCGCAAAAAUGGAACGUAUGUUUGCAAAGCCUUUCGUGGCGAGUCUGGAGGGACAUGUGGAUGCGGUGUCGGUUAUGAAGAGGAAGCCUGGGAGUGUAACGGAUAUUGCGAGUGGCAGUUGGGAUGGAGAAAUCAUCGUUCAUGAUGUUGGAAGGAGAGCCCACGUUGCGAGGGCGCCGAACGCGCACAAGGGGAAGGUCUCAGGUCUAUGCUGGGCGGACCAAACAAGGGUAUUGAGUUGUGGUGUCGAUAACAACGUGAAGAUGUGGGAUAUGCGGCCAUUAGUGGACGAUGUUGACGGGACAGGUGCUGGCCCAUCAGAACGGAAACCGAUGCGAGUAUUCCCCGGGAAGACCGCCUUUCAAUCCAUAGACCACCACCGUCAUGACCCCGUAUUCGCCACGGCAUCAAAUAUUGUGCAAGUCUGGGACGAGACAAAGAGCACCCCGAUAACCAACCUAACAUUCCCUACUUCAGUGGAGACCAUCACCGACGUUCGCUUUAACGCUUCAGAACCUUCUGUCCUUGCCAGCAUAGGCACAGAUCGAACCUUCACGCUUUAUGACAUACGAACAGGGAAGGCUGAGAGGAGAGUAGUCAUGCAGAUGCAAAACAACUCGCUAGCAUGGUCCCCUACGUUCCCGACAAGUAUCCUGCUCGCCUCAGAGGACCACAAUCUCUACACAUUCGACAUUCGGAAACUCGAGACGCCAUCACAGAUCUAUAAGGCGCACGUCGCUGCGGUCAUCUCAUGUGAUUGGAGUCCUACGGGGACUGAGUUUGUGAGCGGAGGCUGGGACAGGACGGUGAGGAUAUGGCAGGAAGGACGAGGGACAGCGCCAGAGGUUUAUCACACGAAACGGAUGCAGAGAGUUUUGUCCACGAUGUUUACGGCGGACGCGAGAUUCGUGCUAUCUGGUUCGGACGAUGGGAAUGUUAGGAUAUGGAAGGCAAAGGCACAUGAGAAGCUUGGCAUUGUCACUGCGAGAGAGAGGGCAGCUAUCGAGUACCGUGACAGCCUCAAGGACAAGUGGAAAAUGGACACGCAAGUCAACAAGGUCUCGAGGACCCGCCAUAUACCGAGACCAGUAUACAAGGCUGCAGAACUCAAGAGGACCAUGUUGGACGCUCAACGUGUCAAGGAGGAGAGAAGAAGAAAACACACGAGGGCGGGCGAGAGCAAACCCAAGGCAGAGAGAAAGAAAAUCGUUGUGGCAGAGCAGACCUGAGUGGAACCGCCUUGUUCCUAUCAUUUUCACGCCACGCCAUCCUGAUGGUUGUCUUCGCGUAUGGUUGCACCAUUCUAUGCAACUCCUACUUUCCAGUUGCAUUAUCUGAAUUUUCACCCAAAGUUUGAGGUGCUGGCGUGGCGAGUGUGGCAAUAACCUGUCUGGCAACUUCCGAGUCAUGUGACUGUUUCUCGUCUUCUCGAGACCCGCGUCGCAGGUCUCUUUUGGUCUAUCAGUGCCUUCUACCUCUCGCAUUUCUUCUU